AUGAAAGCGAAUUUCUGUAACAACAGUUUAACUCACAGUGAACAGGGUACUGUUGUGUGCCGACAAUCGAACGGUUGGGGAGACAAGUGCCAGCUAAGGGAAGAAACCAAACAUGUUCGUUUCUCGGUUCCUUACGCCAAGACCCCGGUGGUGUCCCUUGCUGCUGUGAGUGUGGAUGUGGAUGAUAUCAGCAAGUAUAGCCUUAAAGUCAGGGACCUCACGACAGCAGGGUUCACGGUUGUAUGCGCUACCUGGUGGGACACCAACAUAAACAGCCUAGAGGUCCAGUGGACCAGUGUCGCAGCCUAA
Candidula unifasciata is the source of this 309-nucleotide messenger RNA. The record is from the annotation of a GenBank genome assembly. Lineage: Eukaryota; Metazoa; Mollusca; Gastropoda; Stylommatophora; Geomitridae.